AUGGCCACCAACGCUUCCUACGCCGCCCAGCUCCUGCACCGCGGCGACGGCGAGGGCGAAUGGUGCAACCUCGGCGGUGCGUACGCCGCCGUCAAGGUACUCCGCCCGCAGGGUCACUCCAUCGUCAUGUACUCCGGCCCCGACGGCCACCCCCACCAGCGGAUCAUCUUCGCGUACCCGAUCCUCCCCGGCGACGCCUUCCAGAGGCUGGAUGGAUCCACUCUCUCCUGGAGAGAAUCUGGGUCCGGCAACGAGUUCGCGCUCUGCUUCCUCGACGAGGCCGCCUGCGCUGCGUUCUGCGGCGCCAUCUCCCCGGUCACGGCGGCGCUCGCCGCCCUGGACGGUGUCGCUGAAAGGCUCGCUGGGCUGCGCGUGGCCGAGGCGGAAGGGGCCGCCGCCGCCGGAGGGGAUAUUGCCGGCCGUCUCGCGCAGCUUAGCAUAGGCCGACGACAAUGA
Lolium rigidum is the source of this 456-nucleotide messenger RNA. RefSeq lists its product as uncharacterized. NCBI's taxonomy places the organism in Eukaryota, Viridiplantae, Streptophyta, Magnoliopsida, Poales, Poaceae. The record is from RefSeq and is a predicted model, not a curated record. Bases 1 to 456 code for a protein of 151 amino acids. The transcript has a single exon.